Molecule: messenger RNA, 1530 nt
Organism: Trichoderma atroviride IMI 206040
Lineage: Eukaryota; Fungi; Ascomycota; Sordariomycetes; Hypocreales; Hypocreaceae
Source: RefSeq, a predicted model, not a curated record
UUCUCGUAGUAGCGCUGGAUCUUGGCGCUGUCAACCAGCUCUCAUUGGGUGUUGACCAAUUGGACCUACCAGUCUGCAAGUCACGCCCUUAGCCCUUCUCCGCCCUCUUUUCCCUUCUAGAGGCUGAAGCACGUGAAACUUCAAGGUUGUUCACAAUGGUAGACUUAAUGUAUCUGCUUCAUAUUGACGGCCAAAGUGCCAACAACAAACACAGCACUCGUAUUGUAGUGUAUGUUCUCCAUGUCACCGAGUUUUACAUGUCAAGAAUUUGAAUUCGCUUAAGCAAGCAACAUGAAGUCUGCAAGUCCCAUGCCAGCCAACUCCUGUUAGCAAAGCUGGUUGUUUUCCACCUGAUGCGGCACCACUAUCAAGGUCCACAUCCUGAGGCAGUUAUGCGAGGCCACGUCUGCUCAAGAACGAAUGCGGACUUGAAGCACGAGUCUCAUUACGGAAUGGGGAAGACUUGCAUUCUAUUCUUUUUUAUUUUCCACACGCAUGGCGUAUUUAUUUUUUAGCAGAGGUGGAUGUGCAAGAAGUGAUAGUUUCGAGAGAGGUUUCUUCGCCCCGGUGCCCCUGAUAAGGGUCUCUUGUAGAUACUACGCACCGGCAAUGCUGGAACUAAGGCCGAUAGUGCCCAUGUCUGCUGCUAUCAAGGCUGGAGUCUUCGGCCUCCCUGAAUCGGUGGAGCCGGAGUAUGCGGGAUGGCUUCCCACGGCCGGUCAGAUCGGCGUCAACGGUGUGGCAAUACACGAGAGAAGAACGUCUACGGGAUGGCAGCGUUCUUUGCCUCAGACCUCAGACCUCGGACUGUAGAGCACCAGCCCGGCAUGUCCGCUAAGCCCUGUCCUUCAAAUCCUGUAAGAUAAGUUUUUCUUCUUAUGACCACUUAUGACCACCUUGGAGAUUUAGGGCGCGUUGGCUUGUGACCUAAGCAUUGGUGCCAUAUGAUGGCUGCAAGGCCCAAGACUGUGCGGCUAAAACGACGAGCUAUAUUUGUACGUCUCGCAUUUCCACUCUCCCUUGCCAGCUGGACUUGCAGGUCAGUAUGGAGUGGCUGCUCCUGCCACACGAGAGUCCAUUGUAAGGCGGUGACGACCACUGUUACGCUCCAUGUCCCUAACAUACGGAGCACGGGGCAAGCUGAUAGACACUGCCAUCGUUUUAAGGGUGCCUCGGCGACGCCAGGAAUAGGCAGGUUGGACAUUUGCACUGGCGGGUGGCUUCGGCGGCACCAAAGAUCGGGGCGAAUCGGGUAUGUGUAAACAGGGCAGUCGCGCUGUGGCACAGCACAGUGCAGCCCAAAAGGGAGUCGAGAGAAAAAAUUCUAGCAAAAAAUUGGCGCAGAUCUCCUGGGCGCCUGAACGUGCCAACUCCGGGGGCGUUAGGCUGCUGGCACGGCCCCUACGCGAUCGUUUUGCCUGAGGCUGCAAGAGGCUGCCACCUGCUGUAGCGCUGCGCUUCGUUGCCGUGGAAGGCAAAAGCAGCGCGGCCCAGCCUGCAGCGCUAGUGCGGCCGGAAAGAUUCGCUCUG